CAGAUAUUUCAGAGCCAUCCUCUGCAUCUGUCAAAGAAAAGAGAGAGUUUUUUGAAGAGGCUCAAAAAGCUGAAAUUAAUAAGACCUAUAUGCGAAAGGAUCCUAUUGCUAUCCCUGAAUGACUAGGCCCAGACAUGGAGGAGUGUGAGGCAGAGAAUAAGAACAAAGAAAAGGAUGAGCUUCCCAGGGCGGACAUGUCUAGUCUUGUAAACAAAUUUGAAUCACCAGAAGAGAAACUAUGUAUCAGAAAAGCGCUUAUCCCACUCACAGAGCGGCUUCACAAUGACGUUGAAAGCACAGAUUCUGACAAAGAGAAAGCAGACAUCCUGGAACAGGAGAUGCCAACUUUUGACAUCCAGGCUAUUAAAAAUGUUUUUGAACUGGAUGAGCAAAGUUCCUCAUUCAGAGAGGAGAAAAAACAUCAGGAGGAGCCUGUGUCAAGCCUGAGUGAAACAACAGCAGACACUUCAAAGCGGGAAAGUCCUCAAGAGACAAAGGGAGGCUCACGGCAGAGCACCCCCCUCCCUCCGCAGAAAAAUGAGGUAGAAACUGUGCCAGCAGAACCAUCAGCCUUCUCUGAAACCAAAUCAAUCACAGAACAUUUCUCAAAUGUUGAUGAGUUUGGUAACAAGGUCACCGGAACAAGGACAGCUGUCACUGAGCACUCUGAGAGUGUGUCAACCCAACAGGCUCCCUUUUCCUAUGCUGAUGCAGUUAAAAGAAAAGCUGCAGCAGUGAGGCGAACAGAAACGUAUGAUGACGAUGCUACUGAGAAGUUGCUGAGGAAUUUCCACAAAACGUGGUCAGAGAGUGAGACAGUGUUCAAGAGUCUUGGCUACACUGUUUCUGAGGAGACAACAUCACAAGUUGUGUCACAUCAGACGAAGAUUGUCUCAUCUGGUUCGAGUUCCGAAGUCGGAGCUCUGCACAGUAUGUCGGAGGAGAGCUUAUCCGAUGGAUGCUCUGAUAGUGGACAAAAAAAAGUACCAUAAAUCCUGUUUCUGCUGUGAGCACUGCAGAAAUAAAUUAAGCCUAGGAAAUUACGUCUCUCUCCAUGGACAUUUCUACUGUCUACACCAUUACAAACAACUCCUCAAGUCCAAAGGGAACUACGAUAAUGGACUUGGGCAGAAACCUCCUGCAGGAAGUGCUGGACCUAUCCCCUCAGAUGCACUUGAAUGGAGAUAUUCCAUGAGCAGCCUAAGUUCAGUAGACAAAACACACAGUGGUGAAAACGAUAUGACACAAAUAUGUGAUAAAAGCAAACCACACUGCAACAAAAUAUCUGUAGUUUGGCCCCCACAGGCCGAUCCCCAGAAGAAAGCCUUUAAAAUAGAGGAAGACAUUCAGCUAACUAAACCACAAUGGCCCCCUCCUGACAAGUCCCCCAAGUCACCAAAACACCAACACAGAAAGGCUGUUCCCAGAAGUGUCCUUUGAAAUAAAGUCACCCAACUACACAGUUUAGUCAAAUAUAAAUCCAAAGAAGAAGCAAAAAAGAAUGAAUGGUACAAUAAGACGCUAGGAAAGGACUGUCCUGUUGGUACAGGUAAGGAAGUGUUUGGUUGAAGGUCAUGCAGUCAAGUGAUUUAAAAGGGAACAUGAAAAGUAAGGAUAUGAAAGGAAACUGUGUGUAUACUUGUAAAUGGUGUGCAAGUAAGCAGGUUGUAACUGUAAUAGUAAGUACUAGAGAGAUAGAUGUGGAGAAAGGGUGGAAAGUGGAUGUAGACAGGAAGCAGUGUGCUUUGAACUGACAGGCUUGUCUCAUGAGUAAUAUUUCAUUCAUUGCAUUUUAUUUCUAUUUUUCCAGGCAUUUGGCAGUCACAUGUGUGACGUGUAGUAUUUGACAGAACAAGAUCAAAUCAAAUUUGACAAACAAUUAUCAAAAAUCAGUUUUAACUGCUACAACAGUUAUGGCUCGAAACAGCAUCAUGACAAAUUUAAGAUCUUGAUCAAAUAAAAUAGUGAUCUUCCUUUAAAUCUACAUUUCUGUUUAAUUCUAAAAUUAACUGGUUUAUUGUACAAUUCUCUCAAUUUAUUUUAUUUUUUUGCUACUGUAUGCCGGUUCAUGGAAAUAGUUUCAGUGUGUGGACUCUUCUGUUAUUUUUCAACAUAUCAACAUUUUGCAUUUUUUUUAGCACCUGGCGUGCAGACUACUAAAAGCAUCUUGGAAUUAUUUUAUUUAUAAUAUUGAAAGUAUAUAAUAUAAACAAGUGAACUGGUGAUAAUCAUGUUUGUUUUGGACAUUUGUAUCCUAUUUUGAACAACAAAUAUUUUGCAAUGAAGAAUUUUAUUUUUUAGAUUAGAUGGUUAUACCUUGCUUUGUACAAGAAAAUUCCUGAUUCUGUCAUGCUGUCAGGCUGGUUCACUUACUUUAUUGCUAAUCUAAGGGCAAUAAAAUAUUGAAUUUAA
This is a messenger RNA of Siniperca chuatsi (mandarin fish), 2412 nucleotides long. RefSeq names its product xin actin-binding repeat-containing protein 2-like. Gene Ontology annotation, cellular component: focal adhesion; stress fiber. The coding region runs from base 135 to 992 and encodes 285 amino acids. The transcript is spliced from 3 exons. The record is from RefSeq and is a predicted model, not a curated record. Gene Ontology annotation, molecular function: actin filament binding. Lineage: Eukaryota; Metazoa; Chordata; Actinopteri; Centrarchiformes; Sinipercidae. Gene Ontology annotation, biological process: actin cytoskeleton organization; actin filament organization.